UCUAACGUAUCAGUCGAUUUUCAUAAUUCUAUAAAGAAAACACUGUGCAACAAAUAUAAUUAAAAACUUAGGAGCGUUCGUAUUUAUAAUUUGUCAAAAUGGAACUACCUGAUUUCGAAGAAAUACUAAAACAAAUAAAAAUAAAUUUUUGGAUAAUUGGAAUACCAUUUAACUAUCCAAAUAUAAAAAUCAGAUACUACUUUUUCUUGAUUGCGCUUAUACUAAUGCUUGUAGCAGAAGUAACAUUUGUUGUAUGCAAGAUGUCUUCUGUAAACUUGUUAGAUUUAACAUUGCUGGCCCCUUGUAUUUGUAUUGGAAUAUUGUCUAUACUUAAAAUAGUAUGUAUUGCCAAUAAAAGACAGAAAAUCUUUAAAUUAGCUGAUUGUUUGGAUAGCUUAUAUGGUGUUAUUUUAAAUAACACUCACAACAAUGAGAUCGUUGGUCCGCAAGUUGCCGGUUUAAAAAAAAUUAUAAAAUAUUUUUUCAUUUUAAAUGGCAUUCUAAUUGCAAUAUAUAAUUUUUCAAAUUUAGCUUUCAUGUUCUAUGAAUAUAUUUCAAAUAAAGAAGUAAGAUAUCAUUUGGCUUAUCCAGUAAUAAUGCCAUUUCGUACGGACAUAUUUUCGACUUGGUUCCUGGUUUUCAUUUUUUCAUCUAUGAAUGGGUACGUUUGCGUCAUUUACUAUACAACGGCUGACGCUUUAUAUUGUAUAUUUACUUCUCAUAUUUGUCAUCAUUUUACUUUGCUAGCUGAAGAAAUUAAAUAUCUUGAUACUAGCAAUGCAGCUAACUUAAAAAAUGUUGUUAAAAAUCAUCAAUACAUAUUAAGAUUGUCCGAAGAUUUGGAAGAUAUUUUCAAUUUACCAAAUUUAUUCACUGUUUUGCUAGGAUCAAUUGAAAUCUGUGUAUUGGGCUUUAAUUUGACGAUGGGUAGCUGGACUCAAUUGCCUGGGUGUAUUUUAUUUCUUCUAUCAGUACUUUUACAAAUACUCAUGAUGAGUUAUUUCGGUGAAAAUAUUACAAGAGAGAGCAAUAAAGUCGGCGAAGCAAUAUAUCUAUGUAAAUGGUACAAAAUGAAUAAAAGAGAAAAGCAGAACAUAUUAAUCAUAAUGACGAGGUCACACAAGCCUGCCAAGUUAACUGCUUACAAAUUUUCUACUAUUUCAUAUGCGAGUUUUAUGAAGAUUAUUAGCACGUCAUGGUCAUACUUUACGAUACUGAAGACAGUUUAUAAAUCGUAAUCAUAAGAAUCCAUUGUAAUUGAUUUUAGAAUAAUAAUUAUACUUUGGCUAUGUAUAAAUGUAAACAAAUCAUUAUUUUUUUGUAAAAUUGUAUGAUAAAAUAAAUAAAAUUUUGCAUUAGGAUGUAAAAAAAGGAUUUUUUUCAAGACAGGGAUUCAUAUGCCAUGAGUAUAAUCCGUUUGAACCAAGUUGCCAUUGAAAAUAUAAUGCAGGUUACUACUUUACCCAUGUCACUGUCAAGUAUUACAUGUUUUACAUAACGCGUAGUACUACAACCUAUAUGCCAACAGUUGUAAACUAAGUUUAAGAAUUGUCUAAGUUUUCUUUAAUAUCUUAAUCUUUAGAUUUGUAUUUAAUAAUAAUAAAUACUUUCAUAUAAUUAAUGUAAAAUUUAUAUAAACAUAUAUAAACGUGAUAUUUAUUUCUUAACAAUUUUUAAUC
Molecule: messenger RNA, 1679 nt
Organism: Galleria mellonella (greater wax moth)
Lineage: Eukaryota; Metazoa; Arthropoda; Insecta; Lepidoptera; Pyralidae
Gene: Or-42
Product: putative odorant receptor 92a
Exons: 7
Coding region: 99-1238 (379 amino acids)
Biological process (GO): sensory perception of smell; detection of chemical stimulus involved in sensory perception of smell
Cellular component (GO): plasma membrane
Molecular function (GO): odorant binding; olfactory receptor activity
Source: RefSeq, a predicted model, not a curated record